CAGUUUGAGGUGUCCAUGUCACAAUUGGUCAAAGUGGAUGAAGUCAAUCAGAUCAUGGAGACAAAUCUGUGGCUGAGACAUAUCUGGAAUGACUACAAACUCAGAUGGAAUCCAAAAGAAUUUGGAGGCGUUGAGUUUAUCCGAGUGCCGUCCAACAGGAUAUGGAAGCCAGACAUUGUGCUAUACAACAAUGCAGUUGGAGAUUUCCAGGUAGAUGACAAAACAAAGGCCCUGCUUCGUUACAAUGGUGAUGUUACCUGGAUCCCUCCAGCUAUAUUCAAGAGCUCCUGCAAGAUUGACGUCACUUACUUCCCCUUCGACUACCAAAACUGCACCAUGAAGUUUGGCUCCUGGACAUAUGACAAGGCCAAGAUCGAUCUGGUGCUAAUUGGCUCAACCAUCAACCUCAAGGACUUCUGGGAGAGCGGCGAGUGGACGAUCAUCGAUGCCCCCGGUUACAAACAUGACAUAAAGUACAACUGCUGUGAGGAAAUCUACACGGAUAUCACUUAUUCUUUGUACAUCCGCCGUCUGCCACUUUUCUACACCAUCAACAUGAUCAUCCCCUGCCUCCUCAUCUCCUUCCUCACCGUGCUUGUCUUCUACCUGCCGUCUGAUUGUGGUGAGAAAGUCACUCUGUGUAUCUCCGUCCUGCUGUCUUUAACUGUCUUCCUCCUCGUUAUAACAGAGACCAUCCCCUCCACCUCACUAGUCAUCCCCUUGAUUGGCGAGUACCUCCUCUUCACCAUGAUCUUUGUCACCCUCUCUAUUGUCAUCACUGUUUUCGUGUUAAACGUCCACUACCGCACACCAAAGACCCACACUAUGCCCUGCUGGGUGCGGACUGUGUUCUUGGGACUGCUGCCCAGGGUGAUGUUCAUGACUAGGCCAGAGAGGGACCCCGGGCAGGUGACAGUGCCUGGCAGUGUUAAGACCAUGCAUUCAAGGCCCUGUGCCAUUCAUUCGUCAAGUACUUUGCAGAAGCAGCACAAACCUCAGGCCCUGGCCUCCAGCGUGGUGUCCAGUCUGACAAACCGCCAACGGCUUUUCAACAACACAGAGCUCUCCAACCUCAAUAACUUAAGUGGAGACCCGGCCAAAGGUGCAGGCUCCGCGUUUUUAUGCUGUGAGGGCCGCUGCAGCUGUGGCUGGCACCAGCGAUCCAGCAAACUGCCUGCAGACUCCGGGGGUGGGAGUGGAGGGCUGGGUAGCCUAGGGCCACUGACUGGAGGCAGUGCUGUUGGGGCCGGAGGGGGGAGUCGGUGCUCCAGCUCCGAGUCUCUGGAUGGAGGAAUCAUGUCACUGUUGCCGCUCUCCCCUGAGGUCAGGGAGGCGAUCGAGAGUGUCAAAUACAUAGCAGAGAACAUGAGGCUACAGAAUGAAGCAAAAGAGGUUCAGGAUGACUGGAAGUACGUUGCCAUGGUUGUCGACAGGAUCUUCCUGUGGGUUUUUGUCCUCGUGUGCAUCCUGGGUACAGCUGGCCUCUUCCUCCAGCCUCUAUUACUUGUGGAGGACAUUUGAAUCAGUUUAACAACACUACUGUUGAACUAUUCGUUACAUACAAGAUUCUCACCAUGGCUUGGACAGAGGAAAUCUAGAAGGGAUCCAAAGUCAAGAAGGAAGGAUGACUGUGCCUGCCAAAUGUUGAUGCAUAUGAUUUAGUGACUGCUUUUUCACAGACAGAUUACUGGUAGAUGAUUUUUGUUUGACAAAGUGGUUUAGUGGUUUCUUCUGAGA
Molecule: messenger RNA, 1737 nt
Organism: Micropterus dolomieu (smallmouth bass)
Lineage: Eukaryota; Metazoa; Chordata; Actinopteri; Centrarchiformes; Centrarchidae
Gene: chrna3
Product: cholinergic receptor, nicotinic, alpha 3
Exons: 5
Coding region: 16-1521 (501 amino acids)
Biological process (GO): regulation of membrane potential; signal transduction; monoatomic ion transmembrane transport
Cellular component (GO): postsynaptic membrane; synapse; neuron projection
Molecular function (GO): transmembrane signaling receptor activity; acetylcholine-gated monoatomic cation-selective channel activity
Source: RefSeq, a predicted model, not a curated record